Messenger RNA from Amoebophrya sp. A120, 433 nucleotides. Lineage: Eukaryota; Dinophyceae; Syndiniales; Amoebophryaceae. The record is from the annotation of a GenBank genome assembly.
UGCUGAGGGUGUGGGUGUAUUAAUUACAGUUUUUGUCUUGGAUAUCGCGUUAUCGAAUGCAAAUUUGGCUGGGUCUGCUAGGUCGUGAUGCAAUUCUCUGAAUGUUGUAAACUAUGAUGGCCGCACCCGCACUGCCGCACAAACCUUACGCAGCGAAGCAAGACCAGUUUCUUUGAUUUUCCCUUGCUAUGAUGUGCUGCGUAUUUUGCAUGAGGCGUUGCGUUUGCGCAUUAUAUUUAUGGGUCAGCGGAGCAGGACCAGGAUCUCUACUUCAUCAUGCGCCUGUAUUAGUAGAGAGCUGAGAGCUGUGCCAGACAAGCAUGUGCAUGGCACAUGCUACAACGAUCUUGCGAACCCACAUCACUAUUUGCUGGUGAUACGCAUCAGUGUUGCUCACGGUCAGGGAAAAACCCAGGCUGCCGACGAACCACCC